CUACUUUUCGUCUUUUCCUAUCAAUGUGGCGCUAGCUGUGAUCGAAUGACAAAUUGUAUGUAACCGCCAGCGGUUAUUUGGGUAAAAAAAAUACAGGUUGCGACAACAGUACAUGAAUUAAAAGAGCUGUUUAAAUCGAGGUAAAUACUGGCAUCCGUACAUUCGGCGGUAAAUUAUGUCAGUGUAUUGAGUAGCUGGGAGUGAUAGGGAGACAUGGCGAACAUUGCGGCGCAACGAAUCAAACGGGAGUUCAAAGAGGUUAUAAAAAGCGAAGAGGUGGCAAAAUGUGCGAUUAAGGUAGAACUAGUAAAUGAUAGCUUCACGGAAUUAAAGGGUGAAAUAGCAGGACCACCCGACACUCCAUAUGAAGGUGGCAAUUUCGUGUUAGAGAUAAAAGUACCUGAAACGUAUCCAUUCAAUCCACCCAAAGUUCGCUUUAUCACAAAAAUAUGGCAUCCAAAUAUAUCCUCAGUUACAGGCGCCAUAUGUUUGGACAUAUUAAAAGACCAAUGGGCUGCUGCGAUGACCUUAAGAACAGUUUUGUUAUCGUUACAAGCCUUAUUGUCAGCUGCUGAGCCUGAUGAUCCACAAGACGCUGUGGUUGCUAAGCAGUAUAAGGAGCAGCCUGAAAUGUUUCGUCAGACUGCAAAACAUUGGACGUCUGUGUAUGCUGGUGGACCAGCUAAGAUGUCAGAUCUCGAUGACAAGAUAAGAAGAUUGACUGAUAUGGGAAUCGAAGAACAUAAUGCACGAGUAGCCUUAUCCUCCUACAAUUGGGACUUAGAACGUGCCACCGAACAGCUAUUCAGUUAGUGAUUACUGUGUAUUCUUAUGUAUCAUAAAAAGCAGCUACUAAUUGGCAGCAACCUCUUGGAAUGUCACUGUCACAAAAGCAUACCAUCGUGUUUUCAAAUAAUUGAGAAAAAAACCCAACAUUCGUAAUGACAAUAUUGCAAUGGUGAGAUAACUUUGGAAGUGAUCCCAAAUUUGACUAACUAUUAGCAUUCAUUUAACAUGUAAAAUAGAUACGAGAAACGAUAAUAAUUGAUGAACAAGUUUUAAGUAGCAAAAUUUCAUAAGAUAUGUAACUCAAGAGGAGGGCAUUAUUACGAUUUACGAGAAUAAGUUGUAAAUUCUAAAUCUACAAGACGAAGCGACAUUUAUGUUUGAAUAGACAUAUGAAUAAUGUUUUUUUUUUUUUUCAAUCAAUUCCCAAUAAUCCACUUAGAAACAGCAUUAGUAAAAUAUUUAAGAACCAAACACGUAUUAAAAUCUACGAAGAUAAUUGCUUUGAUUAGGCACUAACACAGUUGCCAAGUGCUUCCCUGAAAUUUUUCUUCAAUCUGAGUUCAAGUUUUAUGUGAAACCUCAUUGCUAGAGGUGUGUAUCCAAUUGACUGCGUUACUAACGGUUGUACUACUCAAGUAUAACUCAUUGUCAGUUCAAUGAAUGAUGAUAUUACAUGUUUUUGCCCCCAACUCUUAUUGUUCGAAUAUAAAUAAAAUUAUUAAACACUUCUUCAAUUGCCAAAAUUUGAAGAUUGACUAGCUGAUUAUAAUAUCCUGCAGCAUAUCGACUGAUUGUAACGGGGUUUCGCUUGACUCUUGAGUGUAUAUUAAUCAAAUUAACGUAUCUUUUAGUCCUAAUAAACGUAUUUAUGAAAUUUCGGUAGCCUCCAAACUUGAUUUCUGAAUAUUUAAAUUUUGCACAUUUUUUGAAGUUUGAUUACUUGCAAACUUACACUACUUUUCAUUAUACCGACGAUAAGCAAAUUCCAAGAAAUCAGCAAAAUUAAACUGAUAAUUUUAAUUACAGUGACGGUUAUGGCGAAAAAUUGAACAUAGCUAUUUGAUGAAAAUACAUUUCUUAGAAAACUUGGAGUGUAAGACGGCAGUGUGGUACGACAGGAUAUCGCAUGGUCGGUCCCGUGCACGUUUGCUAAGUGAUAUUGUAUACGUUUCACGAAAUGGAACAUUUGAUUAAUUUAAUCUACAUCCUAUCUUACUUCGAUUGUAAUUCUAAGAGUAAAGUUCUGUUGCCAGGUGUGAAAUCUUACCUGCAUACGAUGUACUCCAAUUAAUUGAAAAUUGAUAGUUAUAUUUCAUAAUAUUUCAUGCAUUUUUCAAUCAUUCACAAUGUGCAGGCUGUGUCUGAAGUGUCGCCAGCAAGAGUCAAGGUCCAACUACUCGCAAACCAGUUUGUUAACUUGGGACAAAUGGUUGGGAUCUGUGAAUUUGAAUUUACAGGAAAACAAAAAAAAAAACUGCUCUGUUCAUAUUGGGAAAUUUAGAAUUUAUACCAUUUAAUAAGAUCAAUGUACAUUAAUAGGCCUCAAAUAUUAAUAAAAGUAAUUUUUUUUCAA
Neodiprion fabricii is the source of this 2362-nucleotide messenger RNA. RefSeq names its product ubiquitin-conjugating enzyme E2-22 kDa (gene Ubc4). Gene Ontology annotation, biological process: proteasome-mediated ubiquitin-dependent protein catabolic process; protein polyubiquitination. NCBI's taxonomy places the organism in Eukaryota, Metazoa, Arthropoda, Insecta, Hymenoptera, Diprionidae. Gene Ontology annotation, cellular component: nucleus. The coding region runs from base 214 to 813 and encodes 199 amino acids. Gene Ontology annotation, molecular function: ubiquitin conjugating enzyme activity; protein binding. The transcript has 5 exons. The record is from RefSeq and is a predicted model, not a curated record.